Molecule: messenger RNA, 1725 nt
Organism: Suncus etruscus (white-toothed pygmy shrew)
Lineage: Eukaryota; Metazoa; Chordata; Mammalia; Eulipotyphla; Soricidae
Gene: KLHL35
Product: kelch like family member 35
Exons: 6
Coding region: 1-1725 (574 amino acids)
Molecular function (GO): protein binding
Source: RefSeq, a predicted model, not a curated record
AUGGUCUCCGAGACACCGUGUGCCGGGCCCUGCCACGCCCAGCGCGUCCUGCAGACCCUCAAUGCGUAUCGGCGGACAGGCACGCUCACCGACGUGGUACUGCGCGCUGGCGGCCGCGACUUCCCGUGUCAUCGCGCGGCGCUCGGCGCGGCCAGCGCCUACUUCCGGUGCCUGUUUGCGGCUGCGCAGAACGACCGCGGCCCGGCCGUACGCGUGGUGCACGUGGCGCCCGAGGCGUCCGCGCCUGCGCCGGCGUCGACGUCGACGUCGGCCGCGUUGGCAGUAGUGCUCGACUACGUGUACGGCGCGGGCGUGCGGCUGCGCGCCGAGGACGAGGCGGCCGCCGUGCUGGCCCUGGCCGAGCGCCUGGGCGUGACGGGCCUGCGCGAGGCCUGCGCGCGCUUCCUCGAGGGCCGCCUGCGCGCCGCCAACAGCCUGGCGCUGCGCCGCGUGGCCACCGCCUUCUCGCUCGCCCCGCUGGCCGAGCGCUGCGGCCGCGUGCUGCGCCAGUCGUUCGCCGAGGUGGCGCGCCACGCGGACUUCCUGGAGCUGGCGCCCGACGAGGUGGCCGCGCUGCUGGCCGACCCGUCGCUGGGCGUGGCGCGCGAGGAGGCCGUGUUUGAGGCCGUGAUGCGCUGGGUGCGGCACGACGCCGUCGGCCGCCGCCGCCACCUGCGCCCCCUGCUGGAGCACGUGCGCCUGCCCCUGCUCGCCCCCGCCUACUUCCUGGACAAGGUGGAGGCCGACGAGCUGCUGCGCGCCUGCGGCGAGUGCCGCCCCCUGCUGCUCGAGGCCCGCACCUGCUUCAUCCUGGGCCGCGAGGCCGGAGCGGCGGCGCUGCGGGCCCGGCCGCGGAGAUUCAUGGACCUAGCUGAAGUGAUUGUGAUCAUUGGCGGUUGUGACCGAAAGGGAAUCCUGAAGCUGCCCUUUGCCGAUGCCUACCACCCAGAGAGCAGACGCUGGACUGCACUGCCUAGCCUGCCAGGAUACACGCGCUCAGAAUUCGCUGCCUGUGCUCUCCGAAAUGAUGUUUAUGUUUCCGGCGGCCACAUCAAUAGCCGUGAUGUGUGGAUGUUCAGCUCCCAUCUGCAAACCUGGAUCAAGGUGGCCUCGCUGCACAAGGGGAGGUGGAGGCACAAGAUGGUGGUGGUGCAGGGGCAGCUGUUCGCAGUGGGUGGCUUCGACGGCCUGCAGCGCCUGCGCAGUGUGGAGCGCUACGACCCCUUCUCCAACACCUGGGUGGCCACAGCGCCCCUCCCGGAGGCAGUGAGCUCUGCUGCUGUGGCCCCAUGCGCCGGCCAGCUCUACGUGAUUGGUGGCGCAGGGCAGGACGGCCUCAGCACCGACAAGGUGCAGUGCUUUGACCCCAAGGAGGACCAGUGGAGCAUGCGGUCACCGGCACCCUUCUCACAGAGAUGUCUGGAGGCAGUGUCCCUUGAGGACACCAUCUAUAUCGUAGGCGGCCUCAUGAGCAAAAUCUUCACCUACUGUCCUGGCACAGAUGUCUGGGGAGAGGCGGCUCUCCUCCCCAGCCCUGUGGAGAGCUGCGGUGUGACUGUGUGUGAUGGGAAGGUGUACAUCCUCGGUGGGCGUGAUGAGCAUGGGGACAGCACAGACAGUGGCUUUACCUUUGACCCCAGCAGUGGGCAGGUAGAGGCUCCCCUUUGUCUGCAGCGCUGUACCAGCUCCCAUGGCUGUGUUACCAUCGUCCAGAGCCUGAGGUGA